Molecule: messenger RNA, 1856 nt
Organism: Pteropus alecto (black flying fox)
Lineage: Eukaryota; Metazoa; Chordata; Mammalia; Chiroptera; Pteropodidae
Gene: PLTP
Product: phospholipid transfer protein
Exons: 16
Coding region: 120-1610 (496 amino acids)
Biological process (GO): high-density lipoprotein particle remodeling; ceramide transport; phospholipid transport
Molecular function (GO): phosphatidylcholine intramembrane carrier activity; phosphatidylglycerol binding; ceramide binding
Source: RefSeq, a predicted model, not a curated record
ACAGCGCUGCCUGCCAGACCCCGCUGCCGGGAUCUCCUGAGCUGCCCGCGGGCCCACGUGACCACGCCGACCCCGCCCCACCCUGCGCCACCUUCCAGCUCUACCGCAGCCCGCUCGCCAUGGCCCUCUGUGGGGCCCUCUUCCUAGCGCUGCUGGCAGGCGCUCACGCCGAGAUCCCAGGCUGUAAGAUACGUAUCACCUCCAUGGCGCUGGAGCUGGUGAAGCAGGAGGCACUGAGCUUUCUGGAGCAAGAGCUGGAGACCAUCAUCAUUCCGGACAUGAAGGGCGGAGAGGGCCAGUUCUACUACAACAUCUCUGAUGUGAAGGUCACGGAGCUGGAGCUGACAUCCUCUGAGCUCCACUUCCAGCCGGAGCAGGACCUGGUGCUGCAAAUCACCAACGCUUCCUUGGGGAUACGUUUCCAGAGACAGCUUCUCUACUGGUUCUUCUAUGAUGGGGGCUAUAUCAAUGCCUCCGCCAAGGAUAUAUCCAUCCGUACUGCUCUGCGCCUCUUCCGAGAUCCCGCUGGCCGAAUGAAGGUGUUCAACAUCUCCUGCCAGGCUUCUAUCUCCAGAAUGCAUGCAGCCUUUGGGGGAACCUUCAGGAAGAUGUAUGAAUUCCUCUCCGUGUUCGUCACCUCAGGGAUGCGCUUCCUUCUCAACCAGCAGAUCUGCCCUGUGCUCUACCAUGCAGGGAUGGUGCUGCUCAACUCCCUCCUGGACACGGUGCCUGUGCGCAGUUCGGUGGAUAAUCUCAUCGGCAUUGACUACUCUCUUCUAAAGGACCCUGUGGUUUCCACCAGCAGUCUGGACAUGGACUUCCGGGGGGCCUUCUUUCCCCUGACCCAGGGGAACUGGAGCCUGCCCAACCAAGCAGUGGAGCCCCAGCUGCAGGAGGAGGAGCGGAUGGUGUACGUGGCCUUCUCUGAGUUCUUCUUUGACUCUGCCAUGGAGAGCUAUUUCCGGGCGGGGGCCCUGCAGCUGUCGCUGGUGGGGGAUAAGGUGCCCCACGAUCUGGACGUGCUGCUGAGGGCCUCCUACUUUGGGAGCAUCAUCCUGCUGAGCCCAGCAGAGAUUGAUUCCCCACUGAAGCUGGAGCUGAAGGUCACAGCACCACCUCGCUGUACCAUCAAGCCCUCAGGCACCACCAUCUCUGUCACUGCCAGUGUCACCAUCGCCCUGGCCCCACGCAACCAGUCUGAAGUCCAGCUAUCCAGCAUGAUCAUGGACGCUCGUCUCAGUGCCAAGGUGACUCUUCGGGGGAAGGCGCUGCGCACGCAGCUGGACCUGCGCAAGUUCCGAAUCUACUCGAACCACUCUGCACUGGAGUCCCUGGCGCUGAUCCCACUGCAGGCCCCUCUGAAGACCAUGCUGCAGAUUGGGGUGAUGCCCCUGCUCAAUGAGCGGACCCAGCGAGGGGUGCAGAUCCCACUACCCGAGGGGAUGGCCUUUGUGCAUGGGGUGGUGACAAACCAUGCGGGCUUCCUCACCAUUGGGACUGACCUCCGCUUUGUCAAAGGGCUGCGAGAGGUGAUUGAGAAGAACUGGCCUGCCACCACCAUGGGCCCCCAGGCAUCUAGUGCCCCACCACCCUCCACGGCAGCUGUCUGAACUCAACUCCCAACUCCUGACAGCUGCAUUCAGGACUCCAAUGCCUCUUAUCCCCUCCCUCACCCCGUCACUGCCUAGAGAGUCCUCCCUAACCCCCAGUGCCACAGAGAAGACGGGUUUUAAGCUGUACCCAAUUUAAUUCCAUAAUCACAGUCAAUUACAGUCCAUCUGACCUCCCAGUGGGCUGUCCUGAGCUCUAGUGUGUUCCUGGGAUGUCAUCAGUGCAUUAAAGUCAUUCGUUAAGCA